This is a messenger RNA of Durio zibethinus, 1904 nucleotides long. RefSeq lists its product as uncharacterized. NCBI's taxonomy places the organism in Eukaryota, Viridiplantae, Streptophyta, Magnoliopsida, Malvales, Malvaceae. The record is from RefSeq and is a predicted model, not a curated record. Gene Ontology annotation, cellular component: cytoplasm.
UUUUUUGCAUCACUCCUAAUGUAACAAAAAAAAUCCAUUAUUUUUGGAUGAUAAUUUAGAGAUAUCUAAAACCCAGAAACAAAAACCUCCACAGUCUACAUCCAAAGAUAAACCCAUUUCUGUCUAAAUCUUAUCUUCCCUCACUUCUUUGCCCUCUCAAUUUCCCUCCCCACAAAAGAACUUACUAACAAACAAAGAAAUGGCGAUGUUAUCAAUGGACAUAGCCACAACUUUCAUCAACUUCACCACUCGUUGCGGUCGCCACCACCGAACCCCGCCUCUCUCCGGAAUCAGAACUACGGUUCCUGCUCUCUUCUUCAAAUCCAGCCCCAUCAAAACCCACUCCCUUUCUUCCAAAACCUUGCCUUGUUUGCCUCGCACGAUUUUUUCCACCUCCGAUUUCUCCAAAGCUAACCGCUGCCGCCGGUUCUCAGUAUCUGCCACUGCCACUACGACUCCGCAGAGCGAGGAUUCCGAUGUUUCUACUAAAAUUCCGCCUGAUAAUCGCAUUCCUGCCACCAUAAUUACCGGCUUUUUGGGCUCUGGCAAGACAACAUUACUCAAUCACAUCUUGACUGCAGAUCACGGGAAGCGCAUAGCAGUGAUAGAGAAUGAGUAUGGUGAAAUAGACAUCGAUGGCUCUCUUGUUGCUACUAAAGCUGCUGGGGCUGAGGACAUAGUCAUGCUCAACAAUGGCUGUCUCUGCUGUACUGUAAGGGGUGAUCUUGUGAGGAUGAUUGCAGAGCUAGUCAAUAAGAAGAAAGGGAAAUUUGACCACAUUGUCAUUGAGACCACAGGAUUGGCAAAUCCAGCACCGAUCAUUCAGACAUUUUAUGCUGAGGAUCAGGUUUUCAAUGAAGUAAAGUUAGAUGGUGUUGUUACUUUAGUUGAUGCCAAACAUGCUGGUUUUCAUCUGGAUGAGGAUAAACCAAAAGGAGUGGUCAAUGAGGCAGUUGAGCAAAUUGCUUACGCUGACCACAUUAUUGUAAACAAGACUGAUCUUGUUGGUGAGCAGGAAAUUACUUCCUUGGUUAAAAGGAUAAGGAACAUUAAUCGUAUGGCUCAUCUCAAGCGUACAGAGUUUGGAAAAGUUGACUUGGAGUAUGUUCUUGGAAUUGGAGGCUUUGAUUUGGAGAGGAUUGAGAGUUCUGUCAAUGAUGAAGGUGCAAAGGAAGAUCAUGCUCACCAUAGCCAUGAUCAUGAUAAUCAUCAUCACGAUGAACAUGACCAUAAACAUGACCAUCAUCAUUCUCAUGAUCAUACUCAUGAUCCAGGGGUUACCUCUGUCAGCAUAGUGUGUGAAGGCAGCUUAGAUCUUGAGAAGGCUGACAGAUGGCUAGGCACAUUGUUGUUGGAACGUAGUGAUGACAUUUAUCGGAUGAAAGGCCUUCUUUCUGUUAAGGGCAUGGAUAAGAGGUUUGUCUUUCAGGGAGUUCAUGACUUAUUCCAAGGUUCACCGGAUCGGCUAUGGGGUGCAGAUGAACCAAGAGUAAACAAGAUUGUAUUCAUUGGGAAGAACUUGAAUGCAGAGGAAUUGGAGAAGGGUUUUAAAUCUUGUUUACUAUGAUCACUCAAUAAAACCAUUUUGACCUUACAUAACCUGGCUCCUCUCCUUUCCUUUCAAUUUACUAAUAUAAAAAAUUCGUGAAUAUGUAAGGGAAGGGUUCAGGUGCUUGCCGAUGUAUCUGCUAAUAGUCAUAGAGACCUAUGAUAUAAGAGAUGUUUAAUUGAUGCCAGUUUUAAAACAGCACUUUGUUGAGAAUAAUGUCAUUUUAGUCUCCAAUUUUUGCCAGAGAAAAUGGGUUGACAUCAAUUAUGUAAGAAAUGUGAAACUGCAAGGGCACUCUGAGUUUCCAUAGGUGCUAUUUAUAUUAAAAUUUGCUUUUUUAUUUAUAUAUGAGAAG